AUGGCAACCGAAAAAGAAGAUGCGUAUACAAUAGGGAUGGAUAAUAAGCAAGUCGAGGGCAAGGACUUACUACAUGACGAAGCACAUGUCUCGGAGGCUAAGCAUGCUGCGGAUGUUGAGCAGAAAAUGUCACUUCUCGAGGCUAUCAAGCUCUACCCGAAGGCUAUCGCUUGGUCUGUUUUGGUUUCAUCCACGCUCAUCAUGGAAGGCUACGACUUGGCGCUACUAAGUAGCCUCUAUGCCUCACCGGUGUUUAACAAGAAAUUCGGUACUUACAGCGAGGAAAAGGACAAAUGGGUAUUGUCUGCUGCGUGGCAGUCAGGAUUAUCCAACGGCGCACGUGCCGGCGAGAUCCUCGGUCUUAUCCUUGCUGGUUGGACAUCGGACCGUUAUGGGUAUAAGAUCACAACGAUCGGGUUUUUAAUGUUGAUGAUCAUGUUCAUAUUCGUUCUAUUCUUCGCCCCCAAUGUACAAGUGCUUGUUAUAGGUGAAGUACUAUGCGGUAUCCCCUGGGGUGCUUUUCAGCCAUACCUGACAACAUUUAUUAACAUGUGUUGGGUGAUUGGCCAAUUCUUCGCAGCUGCCGUGAACAAAGGGUCUGUUGGUCGCCUUGACGAAUGGGCAUACAGGAUUCCAUUUGGAGUUCAAUGGGUCUGGCCUGUGCCUAUUCUUGCCGGCUUGGUAUUCGCCCCCGAAUCUCCGUGGUGGUAUAUUCGAAAGGGCAAUCGGGAGGCGGCUAGGGAAUCUUUGUUAAGAUUAACAUCGCCAAACGACUCGAGUUUCAACGCGGACGAGACCAUCGCUAUGAUUGAACAUACGAAUGAACUUGAGAAGAAGAUGAAGCAAGGCCUCACCUAUCGAGACUGCUUCAAGGGGAUUGACUUGCGAAGGACCGAAAUCGUCGUCGGCAUCUGGCUCGUGCAGACCCUCGGAGGUCAAAACCUUAUGGGUUAUUUUCCCUACUUCCUAACCCAGGCAGGAUUGGACGCUUCCAACUCCUUCUCUCUUUCUAUGGGACAAUACGCAUUGGGUAUGGUCGGCACAGCCGGCUCCUGGUUCCUCAUGUCUCGAAUGGGUCGGCGUACCAUCCACUUUAGCGGACUCUGCUGUCAGCUUCUCAUUUUGAUCAUCGUCGGUUCUCUCUCGUUUGCUGGGACGAAUAGCUCCGUGUGGGCGAUUGGCGGGAUGUUGAUUGUAUUCACAUUCGUUUACGACUUCACGGUCGGACCCGUCACAUAUUCUCUGAUCUCAGAGUUAUCCUCGACACGGCUUAAGGCUAAAACGAUUGUCCUCGCCCGUGUUGCUUACAACGCAAGCAACAUCUUCGUGAAUGUCAUGACCAAUUAUCAACUCUCAUCCACAGCCUGGAAUUGGGGUGCAAAAACUGCGUUUUUUUGGGCAGGGACUUGUUUGAUAUCCUCCGUUUGGGUAUUUUUUCGACUGCCUGAACCUAAAGGACGAACAUACGCCGAAUUGGACCUACUCUUCGAGCAUCACGUUUCAGCACGCAGCUUUUCCAAGACAAAGAUAGACCCAUUCUCGCAACAGGGUAACAAUGCUAUCAAGAGGGUAUCCACAGACGGGAAGCUAGGGCAGCAGGGGAAGGAGAUAGACUAUGCAUAA
Daldinia childiae is the source of this 1623-nucleotide messenger RNA. Its product is annotated as Maltose permease MAL31. Gene Ontology annotation, biological process: carbohydrate transport; transmembrane transport. Bases 1 to 1623 code for a protein of 540 amino acids. NCBI's taxonomy places the organism in Eukaryota, Fungi, Ascomycota, Sordariomycetes, Xylariales, Hypoxylaceae. The transcript has 7 exons. Gene Ontology annotation, molecular function: carbohydrate:proton symporter activity. The record is from RefSeq and is a predicted model, not a curated record. Gene Ontology annotation, cellular component: membrane.